AUAAAAACUAAAGCUAAAUUAUAUAUAUAGUCGUUUAAAUAAAUAAUAAAUAAUACUUGAAUGAUAGAAUAAGAAUAUACACACAUAUAUAUACUUAUAUAUUUUAAAAUAUAAUAUAGUUUUUUUUAAUUUUUAGAUUUUAAUAUUAAAUAUAUACGAUAAUAGUCUAAUAGUAAUCUAAAAAUGGAGGAUAAAAGCAAAGAGCAAUCACCUCCACUGUUAUCUUUAGAGCAACAACAGCAACAACAGCAACAACAGCAACAACAACAGCCAAAAGAGAUAGUAGAGUUAGAAUUAGAAAAAAGUUUAUUAAAAUCAAAAGCAGAACAUAUUUAUAUUUUGGUUAAAGAUUAUACAUUCCACAGGGCCGAAAGAGUUUUAUGGUACUUUAAACAUUUAUUAUCAUCCUCAUCAACAAAUUGUAUAAAGAUCACAGAAAAAGAUGAGGGAAUAAUAGUACUAUACGCGUUAUUAGAAUAUGGAAGAGUAUUGGAUUUGUUUAAUUAUUAUAAUCCAAUAUUAAAUUCCGAUCCAUUAACUAUGGGCAUCAUAAAUUACAACCAACCACAAACACAACAAAAACAGGAUGAUUAUUAUAUAUAUUACGAUAAAGAAAAAAUGAAACUACCACAUAUUUCAAUGAUACCAAAAACUCAAGUAUCAGUAGUGUCAAUGAAGUAUAGAUUUGUAUUUGCUUUGGAUAUGUCACCAAGUAUGUCUAGCGUCGAUCCAGUCAGUGGUAAAGUCUUAAUUGACGAAUUAGUACAUUCAUUAGAUUCAAUAUUAUUGGCAUUAUCUUUGCCAUUUGAAAUGCCAGGUAUUUCAAAUAAUUUGAAUUUUUCACCAAUAAUUUAUUUAACAGUAAUAGCACAGGGUAUUGUACCAGAGCAUUUUAGAGUUUUAGUUCAAGGUGCUAUUUUAACGAGAAAAAAUGUAUUAUGUAUUAUUAAAGAUAUUAAAGAGCAAUUGGAUAUUUUAGAGAAUGAAAUUGCAUCAUCGAUUCAACAACAGCAGUUACAUUUAGAAAGACCCACAUCAGAUUUUACAUUGAUGUUCCAAAAUUGCCAAACAGCAUUAUCAUUAUUACCAUCCACUGCAUGUCCAUCGAUAAUAAUUUUGACAGAUGGUGUUAUAUCAUUAGCAGAAAACGAAUUUAAAAUUGUUGAAAAUACAAUAAUGACAUUUAAUAGAAACGAUAUAUCAUGUUCAAUUGUACAAGUUGGUAGUGGGUCAUAUAUCCAUUGUGAUUUUGGGUACUCACCAGAUUCGGAAAAUUUAAGAUUUUUAGCGAUGAAUACAGGUGGUUUCUUUUUUGAUCAAUCAAUGAUACCUAAAUUUACAAGUAGAGACACAAGAAGAGUUUUAAAUCUAAAAACAUCAGAUCUCGCUCACCCAACCAGAGAUAAAGUUAGUUAUAUACAAAAUUUAUUAUUUUUUAAAGAGUUUACACCGAACAAACCAUCAACAGCUGCCUCUUCAACAAGUUCAUCACAAACAACUCCUCAAAUUAGGCAUUCAAGAUCAAAUUCAAGCACAAGUAGUUCAUCAUUAUCAUCUCAACAACAGCAAUCAUCUUCAACAUUUAUUAUCCAGCAACAAGCCACCUAUGUACCAAACAACUUUUACCCAUCCAAAUCAACUCCACAAGAAAAUACCACAGUUUCUCCUGAAAUCGUAAUUAAUAAUAUGGCGAAUAUUCAACAUAUUAUGGCUAUAGAUUAUCCUUUCCCUUGGAUUGGCAAACCACCCACAGUUCCACUUUUAAAAACUAUAGCUAAAGAGUACAUAGUCGAAGUCGAUAUUUUAAAAUUAUUGGAUCUUAGAGUACGUGAAGGUUUCAACGUCCGAUUGGUUACAUUUAAAAAGCCAGAUCCUGAGUUGGAGAUUGUUUUAUCUUUUCAAUUUUUACCAAAUAUAAAGUUAGAAUAUAGAGUAAACUUUUUAAUAGAACCAGAUAAUAGUAAUGGUAGUGUUGGUAGCAGUGGUGGCAGUAAUAAGCUCAAUAAAAUUAAUAAUCAAAAUCAAUCAAAAGAUGAUUUAUAUAAACCAAAUGUUAAAGUUACUAUUGGUGUUAUGGCUUACUAUGAAUUUUUAAAGGAAUAUACUACAGGUAGCACAUCAAGCAGUGGUUCAAAGAAGCCUCCUUCGUCAAGUGUUGUAAAUUUACAAUCAUUUUUAAAUCAUAUUUAUGAAAAGGAUAGAUUACUCUCUUUAAUCUAUAUUCAAUGUCAACCUUCAUCGGUUCCACCACCACCAACCAAAGACCCAAUUCAAGCUUAUCAAACUCAAGCAAGUUCAUUCUUAAAGUUAUUAAACAACCUUGGUCCAUAUCAAAAUUGGGAGAGAUGGUUAAAAUUAGAGACAGUAAAUGUGUUAUUGAAACCAACAGUUGUGUUAAAUUCAGAUUUACAUUCAAGUCAAUCAAAUCAAAUAUUUAUAAAUAGUAUUCCUCAAUACACUAUUAGUUUUGAUUCUUCAAGAAAUACUUUAUUAAAAUUUUUUUCAAAAUGGGCAGAUCAUACAUUAAAUACUUCUUUUGGCCAUUACUUUGUUAAAUUCUUACCAACUUCAGCCUCGCCUUCAUUUAUUUCACCACCAUUACCUUCAUCCAAUGGCGACAAUAUUAGUAGUAGUCAUAGCAAUACACUUCACAUGCAUUUUCCAUCAUCUUCAUUCAGUGUCGUUAAAAUUCUUUGGGAAAUGAGCGGUUUUGCAAUUAUUAAUUUAUACUUUUUUUCAACUUCUGAAUAUAUAAGAGAAAGAACUUUAGCUUUAAUAAAAUUAGAAAUUUCAAAACUUUCAAUUCCAAUUAAUGUUUUUACUCAUGAAGAAUAUCAACCAACAAAUUUAAAUAAAAGUAACAAUAACGAAACUAAAAAUAAUAACAAUAAUAACAAUAACAACAAUAUUGAAAUACCAAAUAUUUAUCCAGUUUAUAUUUUCGAUAGAGAAAUAAAAAGAAUUUUAGUAAAAUAUGAAUUUGAACCAAUAUCUUUCCCUUCACCAACAAAUAGCAACCAAGUAUCACCAUCAUCAUCAAGACCAACAACACCAACAAGCCAAUCUUCAAGAGUUAAACCAUUUGGUUCAGUUACUACAGCUUUAAAUAUUAAUGGUAUACCACCAAAUAACAGUAAAGAGAAUUUAUUGGAUAAAUCACCACCUGCCACUUCAAGAGGAAAUGGUAGUAGUAAUAAUUUACAAUUACUUGGUAAUAGUGGUACAACUAAUAGUAGUAGUUCAAAUCCAUCAUCGUUAACUUCAUCACCUCCAUCAACUAUACUUCAAAAUAAUCCAACUGGUGGUAACCCAAAUAGUAAUACAAAUAAUAGUAAUAAUAGCAAUAACAAUCAAAACCAACCCAAUUAUUCAAUGAUUUCAAAUAGUAAUAAUAUCCAUACAAGUUUACAUUCAUUUCAUUUCCAUACUGCCAUGCCACAUUUAACCAACCCAAAUCUAAAAUAUUAUUUAUGGUCACAUAGAUGGACUUAUGAUUUAUGUGAUUCAAAGACAUGCGAACAGGCAUUAGGAUUUAUUACUCAAGAAAGAUUAAGUGAAGGUUUCCAAUUGGUAAAUUUAAAUACAUAUUUAUUUAUUAAAGAAAUUCCAUUAAAGAGUUUAAACCAACGUGUGUUGUCCACUAUCCAAUAUCUUGUUUACCUAAGAUCACCCAAUUGUAUAAUCAUUGAAUUUUGGAUGGAGCCCCAACGUGGUAUGUUUUAUUCAAAUAAAAAUUCAACACUCAAAUUAAAUGAAAAAGAUUUAUUCCUUCAUUUAAAGAAUUGGUUCGAAGAAUCCGAUGGCAGUAUUAUAUCUGCAUUAUCAAGUUUUAAUGACCUAUUAGCGAUUACACUCUCAUCGAGUCCAGAGAGUGAGUUGAAUCAAGUUUUAAAUCAAGAUAAAUCAGUUCAAUUGCUAUUUAGAGAGUUUGAAUUUGGCCAACCAGUUGUUCAAAAGCUAAUUGCCGAUAAACCUAUUUUUUCACUAGAAUCAAUAGUUUCAUUUUCAACAGAAACUCAAAAACUAUUCCCAAUUGUAAAUUUACCAACUAUUAAUAAAAAUAUUAGAGCCACACCAGAAGAUAAACAAAAAUCAAUUAAUGCAAACAUCAAGUUAUAUAAUCUUUUAUCAGAUAUUAUUAAAACUCUAAAUAUACUAGAGGUACCAUUAGAUAAAAUUCAAUUAGGUCCUUUGGAUAAAAAUAAAUUUAAAGGUGGAAAAUGCUUUAUUAAGGGUAUAAAUCAAUCCGAUUUUAUUUUAACGUUUUUACACCCACACCGUUUAAAACAAAACUCUGCCAGCAGCCAAGAAGAACAACAGGUUCAAGAUGAAGAGGAUAAAUCAUUCGUUGUAUCAUUUUAUGAAUGUUCAAUUAAAGGUUUUAUUGAUAUCAAUCAUUCAAAUACUGGAAUGGAUUUCUUUGAGCAGAUUUUUGACUCUAAUUCAACAUGUAAAAGCAGUGGCGGGAUUUUACCAGGUUGUAAUGGUAAAUCAAACGCCGUCAAUGAACCAUUACACCAAUUUUACGCAAGAAAGAAGAAUAGUUAUCAUGAAACUAUCUACCACACUACACCACAACACCCAUCAACUCGUCAAUAUAUUAGGACUGUUAGAAGUACUUUUGAACGUGCUUACAUCAAAGCACUUUACACAAAUUUACGUGAUAAGAUUCCAAUUGAAACAAAAGAUUUCCUUUCAUCGAUUCCAACUUGCAAAGAUUAUUUUGUAGAUAUCGAUAUCACUCAAUUCCUUCGUAUUCUUCAAAAAUCACAUCCAAAUAGCAUUGCAAGUUAUCUUAAAGAUAGAUUUACUCCCCAAGUAAUGACAUCAUUCACCCAAAUUUCUAAUACAGAUUAUUUUUAUUAUGAUAAAAAAAUAAGUUCGUCAAAUAAUAUUAAUAACAGCAGCAGUAACAAUAAUAAUAAUAACUCUUCAUUAAAUAAUAAUGGAUCUUCUGAAGAAACUACAGAAAAAUCAGAUACUGAUGAUGAUAAUGAUGAAGAUGAUGAUAUCACUAGCGGCAGCAAUACAGAAGAGGAAUCUACUUCAACACCCAACAAAAAUAAAAAUAGCAGUGACUCUUUCGAAAAUCAAUCAGAUAAUAUUGAAAGAAAAUUACAAAUUAUUUUAGGUGAAAUUGGUAAAAAUACAAUUGAUCAAAAGAAUACAACUAUUGGUAUGUUUCCAUUACCAUUGUUUUUAAAGAUGGAGUUUGUAGUUUAUCAUAAUAACCCAGAGUUCCAAUCUCCAUCUUUAGAAGGUGAAGGUCCAGGUGUAGGUCCAACUAAUUUCGAAAUGCCUGGUUCAACCAACUAUAAUUACCAAUAUAGAUUUACUUCAGAGAACCUAGAGUCAAAUCCAACUUUAUUGGCUGAAAUUUCACCAAUUAAAUCUUAUAUUAGAUUUAGAUGUAUUGUUUUACCACCAAUUUCAAGUAAACCCUCUUUAUCAAUUCCUCACCAUCGUCAACAACAUCAUCAUGGUCUUCAUAAUACAAGAUCCACAUCAAGCACCAAAGGUAGUAUAGGCAGUAGCAGCGAAAGUAUUGGGCCAUUAUCAAGUUUACAUCAUAGCUCAAAUACAAAUCAAUCUACAUUUAUCGAAUCAUUAAAAGCCAAUUUACCAAAAUAUCUCUGGGGCACAAUGAAAACACACCGAAAAUCUGUAAUCUCGGUUUUAUCAGCUGAAAUUUUGGAUUGUCUUAGAACCAUCAGACCAAUUACUAAAUAUAUUGUAGAUUUGGUAAUCUAUCAUUUAAAUAGAUUAAAUAGCUUUAAAUCAAAAUAUCAUCAUCUUCAUACUCAGUCUAUAAAUAUGAUUUUUGUUGAUGCCAAAGAAGGUAGCUUAUUGUUUCCACAACAGUUUGAACAACACAGUAAAAUGAAAUUCAAAAAAUUUGGAACUGAUACAUUUAUUUAUUAUCAAGAGUCUCAAAAGUUCAAACCAACAUUAUUAAAAGAACCAACAACAAUAUCAACAUUACCACAACCCCAAAAUAAAAUUAUAAGUGGUCUAGUACAAUCAAGUUCAAAUAAUUCUUUAUCAUCAUCUGUUGAUAAUCAAGAAAUAGCUGUUAGAAAUAGUAGUGAUCAAAUUAAUGUAAGUGGUGGUCUUUCAAAUCCAUUAAGUAAUAGCUCUUCUCAAAUUUGGAUGUGUGAUCUCAAAGGUAUGGAUAGUACACCCAUUUCAAGAGAAUCAAUUGUUAGUACAAAUAGUGGCAGUAGUGGUAAUAUUAGUAGUAUGGCCGAUAAUACAUCCAAUAGUGUCAAUCCCGGUGAUUCUUCAGACUCGUUCUCAAAGAAUGAAGAUUUUACUAUACCAUAUUGGUUAGUUAUGUAUUAUAAUUCCACCACAAACACCAUUAAAAUUCAAUUUUUUUCAUCUAUUUCAACCAAGGCUUUUAUUAAAGAACAACAACAAAAUUUACUUUGUCAAUUGGGUCUUACCGAUCAAAUUUUGGUUAAUAAUUCAAACAAUCCAAGUAAUCAACUAUUAUCACAAUCUAUGCCUGUUACUCCGACCCAUCAUAGCGAUAUUAAUUCUAGCAAUAGUAAUAGUAUAGAUUCUACCCUAUUGAGUUCAACAACCAAUCAAUCACAGCAUCCUAUUCAUCACCAACAUUCAAAGAGUGCACUUUCAUCACCACAUGUUGAGCCCUCAAAGCAACGUUCAUCAAGCCAUUUAAAUUUAACCAAUUUAAAUCAACAACAACAACCAACUGGUAUAAGUUCAAGUGGGUCAAAUACUCCACAAUCCGGUGGUAAAUCAAUUUUAAAUACAAAUAUGGAGAUUAUAGAAUCAUCAGCUAAUAGUACACCACAACCAAACAUUAUGCAUGGUAUUGAUAUUUUAACAACAUCAAUGGAUUCAAUAUUUACAAAUAAUAAUAAUGGUAGUGUUUGUAUUCAUAAAUUUAACCCUAAAGAUGAACAAGAGUUAAUUAAGGUCUCGAUUGCAGAGGUUGUAAAAAGAGUUAAUCAAUUGAUUCUAUUAAACCAAUUAGAUGAGUUUAGAUCUUGUAGUCCAUUAUUAAUACCUCCGGAUGAACAACCUCCUCCACCCCAGGUUCAGGCUCCUCUACCAAAACCAUUGCUAAUGGCAAAACAGUCUCCAGUAAGUAAACAGCCACCAUUAACAUCAAGAUUCCAACAACAGCCAAUAAAACAACAACCUCAAAAGAUGUCUGCAUUUUCAUCAUUUUCAAAUCAUUAUGAUGAGGAUCACUAUUAUAUUGCUUACGAUAAGAAGGGAAAUAAAAUUAAAAAGCCAUUACCCUUUGUUUUUGGUGAAUUUACAUGUCCUUUGGUUCACACAAUGUAUUUCCCACUACACGAAAGAUUACAAGCAACCAAUGCCAUCAGAGGUUUAAAUUCUAAUGUACUUCAUGCGUUCUCAAUAAGUAACCGUAAGAAAAUGUAUGUUUAUCGUGAAAUGGGUGGAAAUAUAUUUUAUAUGAAGUUAUCUGAACCCCAAACUGUAAAUUCGAUUGAAUUUUUCAAUUCUCCACAACAAUCUCCGCUACAAUCUCCAAGUACUUCGCCACCAAAAGAAUCUUAUAUUAAUCAAGUAGCCCUAUUAAAGCAAAGAUCAACCAUUCAGCCACCUUCAUCACAAACCCCAUUAAAUCCACCAUUAACAACAGGAUCCACUCCUAAUUCCCAAGCACAACCACAACAGGACCAACUUCAAUUCCUCAGUUUAGAUGUUUAUGGUAUCGAUUUUCCAGGUGUUGAAAUUACACAACAAUUAUCCCAGUUGAUUGAAUCUAGACUAUCCUCAAUUACAUUACAAUAUAUCUCUGGUAUGAUUAUUCGUAACCCAAUGCUUAAACUUACACCACAAGAUAUUGAUUUCAUUAAACCUCCUACAAGUAUACCAACUGUUGUAACUAUUAAAAUUCCAGACCAAUGUGGUAUUCUAGAUCCAUAUUUAUUUUUAUUGUUUUUAAAGCAAAACUUUUUACAAUAUCUUAAUAUACUACAUUUGGCAACCAUUCAAUCACCAACCAAUAAUUUGGUCACAACAACAACAAGCAGUUUAACCACUACAACUAAUACAACUAAUCUUUCACCAUCAAGCAAUACAAUCUCAACGACAACUACAACUACCACAACCACCACUACAACCACAACUUCACCAAUUCAAACAAACAACACAGAUUCUAAUAAUUCACCAUCAUCAUCUUCAAAUGAAGUUCCUGUACCAACAGUGGCACCAACAGUAGCAAUCACCCCUGCAAUAGCAACAGCAACAGCAACAGCAACAGCAACAGCAUUAAUUAAUAGUCCACAAUCUACAGGUAGUGAAACCAUUAAUCCAUUGUCGGCUACAUCUGAAAUUUUACCAAGUUCGAGUACCAAUAUGUCAUCAUCAACAAAUAGUUUAUUUAGUAAUAAUAGUUCAAAUAGUGGAUUGGGUAAUAAUACAAACACAGCAUCAGGUAUUGGAAUUAAAGAAAGUUUUGAUUUGAAACAAAGUGAUUUCACAUUCCUUUAUAAUUUUAUAGCAUCUACAACUUCCCAAUCAACAUUUUCUUCAAUUGGUCAAGGUAUAUCAUACAUUGUUGUUUCAUUGUUAAAUCAACAAAACACAGUUAUGAACUCAAUUCCCAAGUCAAACUGUCUUAAAGAUUUAAAUCAAUUUACAGUGCAACAAAAGAAUGAAUUUAUUAAUGAAACAUUAAGGGGUGUUGAAGUUAUAUCCCAACAAGAGCCAGAUUUGUCAUCAGCAUCAAAUAAUUCACAACCAAUUGAAAGCUCAUCAUUAUUAGAUGGUAUAGAGGAUUGGAGUAAUAAAAUUCAAUUAAAACUAUGGUUUAAAGGGACAAUUAACAAUCAGUUAUUGGUUGAUAGAUUGGUGCAAUCAAUUAACCAAACACUUGGUGAAUACAUUCUUGAAAAUAUUUUAAUUCCAGGCACAGUUUCAACGAAUCAAAUUGGUGAACAAUAUUUAUUACCAAGCAAAAAGAUUUUCCAAAGAGGUAGACAAUUAUCCGAUAUCUCAAUAAGUGAAACCAAACUUAAUAUUCAAAAUCUUUCGACUUGGGCUACAGAUAGUUUUAUUUCUGAAAUCAGUGAAAUAAUUAACGAUGCAAAUUAUAAACUGGCUUCAACUGUUUUAUAUCAAAGUGAUCCAUCUUCAUCUGUUUAUUCAAACUAUAAACCAAAACCACGUCAAAUCACUUUAGCUGUUAAUACAAAUAAUCAAGACGAUUCAAUUUUAAUUGAUGAUUCAUCACCAUCAAUUCAAAGUAAUCAAUAUAUUCAACAGUAUCAACAACAACCACUUAUUAAUUUAUUGAAUAAAAACAAAUACAGGUUAUAUUUAUUCUCUGGUAAAAAUAUUAUAAAUGAAAAUGAAAUAACAUCACUAAAUUUGAAUCAGCAAGUGCCACCCAACCAACAAUCAUCUUCAACAACGUCGAUAUCAUCACAAUCAUCUCAGUCUCAACACACCUCAAGUACUAAUAAUUUACCAAAUGAGAUUUUAAAUAAUUCAUCAGACACCUCACUUUACACCAAUGAGGGCCUAUACUAUUCCCAUAUUAAAGAUCCUCAAUUAAAUUCAAUUAUUAUGAGACAUUGCAAUUUAAUAGCAUUUAUUAGUUCCGAUCAAAUUGUAAUCUACACCUAUAAUUGGAGUUCUACCAAAUUAGAAUUUUUACAAGCUGGUCUAAAUCGUGUACAGUCAUGGUUCACAUUAAGAAGAAAUCUAUUAAAUAAUGUAUUACACCAAAAAAUGGGGUUGUUUAACCAUGUUGCUCCAUUUAAUAGUUCAUCAGUUGUAAACUCAUUCUUUAAUGGUGAAAAAAUGGGGCCAACUGUCAAAUACACCUACGAUAAUGUUGAUUUACUUAUUGGUAAUCAAAAACUUCCAAAGAAAUCAAAUGUAAAUGUUGGUGCCGCAAACACUGCCUCAUCAUCAACCUCUAUAUCAUCUUCAACAGGAAACCAAAAUAAAUCGAAUACAGGUACACCAACAACCUCAACUAAUACAACAUUAACCACUCUACCAAAUAAAGAGGAUUUACAAUCACUUCAAAAUCCAUCACCAAGACAAAAAUCUAAACCACUCACAAAUAUUAGCUACCAACAGUUACCCUCAAUCCCAAUACAACAACCCAGCCAAUUAUCAAAUCAGAAAAAGAAAAAUAUUUUAUCUAUACCAGAUUUUGAAAAUAUUUUAAGAGAAUAUUAUCCAUCUCCCCAAAUUACAGUAUUUUAUGAAUCAAGAUUACCAGUUAUUAUCGAGCCAUUAGCCAGAUAUGUGGGUCAAAUUAAAAGUAUUGCAAAUUAUGUCGAAAAAACAUCAGAGGCAAAAAGAAUGUUUGCACAGGCUCGUUCAUUCUUUACAGACAGUGAUAAGACCCCUUCAACCCAACAAUUAGAAACUAUUAUGAAAAUGUCUCGAUUAGUUCAUUUUAGAUGUGUACCAUUCCUUUAUGACUAUUUCAUACCAAAAGACUCAUUAUCAUCUGUUGUAGAGCAACAAUACAUUUCACCUACUUUGGUUGGUAUUGUUAUGGCUCCUAAAGGUUCAUCUAAUAAUUUACCAACUUUAAAUUACAACUCUACUGAAAAUAGCAUUAUAAAUUCAACACUUCACAUUAAUCAAUGGAAAUUGAAUAUGAUGGAACAAUUUGUUGAAGAAUAUAUCAAAUAUAUGGAAAAAGUAUUACGAUCAAAUAAAAUUGUAAUUUCAAAUCUACCACCAUCUCCAUCCAAUACCCCCAACAAUAGCGAGCUAUCACUUGGUAACAUUAACAAGUUUAUUUUAAAUUGCCAAUUAAAGGCAUACUUGCAACAAAACUUUAAAGGGGGUUCUUUGCUUAUCAAGAUUGGUUUCCGAGAUCUUUCUGUCACUUGUGAAUUGUUUGCUAUUCUUUUGCCAUCAGCCAAACAGUCAACUACUGAUAAUUCCAAACCACUAUCAACUUUAUUUGCAGAGGAGUAUGGUAUCUUUACUCAUCAUUUACAUCUUAAUUCAUUUGUAUACGAUUUCCACUUAAGAAAACUUCAAUCAUUUUUAGAUGGUAAUCAUUUACCAAAAGUUAAUAAUAACGAUAGUAGCAGUAAUAAUAACGAAGAAAAUUUAUCGAGCCUACCUCCAAAAUAUUUCAUUGAAAUGAUGCACUCAAUGCCAAACUACUAUCCAAAACCACCAGCACAUUCGUAUUCUCAUUUAUAUGAGUCAACAUAUAUAUUACCAAUUCCAAUCAAACCAUCAGAGUUAUUCAAUUAUAUAGUAAAGAAUGUGGCAUCUUAUGGCAUUUCAAAUCUUAAUCAUAUUGGAGUUUAUCCAGCUAUUCAGUUUAAUAUAAGUCCAGGAGCUGACAUUCAUUCUCACUAUACUUCACAUUCAUCACAAAUUGAAUAUAAAUGGACAUGUGUAGUGUUUUGUUUAAAUUGUGACGAAAAUUCAAAUAGUAACGAAGAUAAUUCAAAUAAUAAUAUAGCUAAUAAUAAUAUUAAUAAUAAUAUUAAUAAUAAUAAUAAUAACGAGAAAGAUAAUAGUCAUACUAUUGUAAAUGAAUCAAAUCAUUCAAUUAAAUUACAAUAUUUUAUAUUAAAAACAGCUACAAAUACUAGUUUCCCACGUGUUGAUAAUAUAUAUCAUAGUAAUAAUUCUACAAAUAUGUCCAUGGGUUCUGUUGCUUCAUUCAAUAACACUGGAAAUAGUAAUUUACAUCAUAUCUCUAGUCAUCAUAACCAUUAUCAUAGCAUGAAUAAUCUUGGCUCAAGAAAUUCACUUACACCAACUCUUACAAGUACUCCUUCACCAAAUAUUAUCGAACCAACAUCUCAUCAUCAAAGAUCUCACAGUCAUCAUCAUCUUAGUCAUCAACUACAACAAUCACCACAGCUACAAAAACAAAAGCAAAUGCCAUCAACUAAACAGCACCAAGAUUCACCUUCUUCAACUAUCUCAUCAUCUUCAUCAUCUUCUUCUUCUUCAAAUUCAUCAACAACUAAUUCAAGUAUUGGCAAUUUAAACCCAACAACAGCCUCUUCUACAUUUAUUAAUCAAAAGACAAUGGAACAAUUAGAAAAGAAUUAUAAAGCAAUGUCAUGGGCAGAAGAAAUCGCUAGACAACGUAUUUAUAAAUUUGUAGUUGGAUCUAGUGUAGCUUAUCAACGUGAUAUGCUUUGGCUAAAACUUUUAAAUGGUAAUCCUUACGAACCAGCAUUAUCACAUCAAGAAUACAACCAUUUCAUGACCUUUAUCAAACACAGAUCAUUAAAAACAAUGGAUGAAUCUUUAAUUGGCUCAACCAACUUUUUCACAUAUAUGGGAGGUGUAUGGAAUGGUCUUUCAACUCAUUUGGUUAAAACUUGUGGUGAUCGUAUUCGUCAACUUUACAAUGAACCCUAUCACCAUCUUUUCAUUUUAAAUCCAAAGGCUGACUGUUUAAUGCUUGAACUCAUUUGGAAUGAAAGAGAAAAAGAUACCGAUGCUUUUAUUUGUCGUAGAGAUGACCAGUCAAUUUCAAAGGAAAGAGAAUUAGAAUUGGAUACAUUCGAAUUGGAGCAUGCAAGUCAAUUAAUUAAUACUUUAUGUCAUUAUCUUUGGAAACAAAUGUUAUUUUCAACUCCAAAAUCUUAA
Dictyostelium purpureum is the source of this 12603-nucleotide messenger RNA. RefSeq lists its product as uncharacterized. The transcript has 5 exons. The coding region runs from base 184 to 12603 and encodes 4139 amino acids. NCBI's taxonomy places the organism in Eukaryota, Evosea, Eumycetozoa, Dictyosteliales, Dictyosteliaceae. Gene Ontology annotation, cellular component: peroxisome. The record is from RefSeq and is a predicted model, not a curated record.